UUCUGGACAAGCACAUUCCUUUAACCAGUUGGAGUCAGUAAAGCAAAUGGAAGACUGGACAGUGAAUCUGAACUUUCUCCGGGCACCUGGGUGCUCCCCGCAGGUUCUGCCUGGGAAAGGCGGCUCCCUCUCUGCUGGGAAAGGUUUCACUUUCGAGAUUGCAGCAAAUUUGCCGCCCGUCCUGAUGAACACACGGCUGGAUUGGGACUGACGACAACAGGGACGGUCAGCUGUCCUCAGAGUACACACAGGGCGGAAUCAUGAACUGGAGUCUGCUGUGUCAUAUCUCCUGCUUUUUGGGACUGUUGCCCUUUUGGAUACAGUGUACGUCUUCUGCCAACAGAUGUGCUGUUUGGCAUGAAGUAGCUGACUGCAGUCAUCUGAAGUUGACUCAGAUACCCGAUGACCUCCCAGCAAACAUAACAGUGCUAAAUCUAACCCAUAAUCAACUCAGAAAAUUACCACCUGCCAAUUUUACAAGAUACAGUCAACUUACUAUCUUGGAUGCAGGAUUUAACUCCAUUUCAAAACUGGAGUCAGAAUUGUGCCAAAAACUUCCCUUGUUGGAAAUUUUGAACCUCCAACACAAUGAGCUAUCUCAACUUUCUGACAAAACCUUUAUCUUCUGCCGAAAUUUGACUGAACUCCAUCUUAGGUACAACUUAAUCCAUAAAAUUCAAAAUAAUCCCUUUAAAGACCUGAAGAAUUUAAUCAAAUUAGAUUUAUCUCACAAUGGCUUAUCAUCUACUAAAUUAGGAACUCAACUCCAACUGGAAAAUCUCCAAGAGCUUUUAUUAUCAAAUAAUAAAAUUCAUGUACUAAAACGUGAAGAACUUGAUUUCCUUGGCAAUUCUUCUUUAAAAAAAUUAGAGUUGUCUUCAAAUCAAAUUAAAGAGUUUUCUCCAGGGUGUUUCCAUGCAAUUGGAAAAUUAUUUGGUCUCUCUCUGAACAAUGUCCAACUGGGCCCCAGUCUCACUGAGAACCUUUGUCAGGAAUUGUCAAACACAAGCAUUCAGACUCUCUCCCUGAGCGGCACCCAGCUGUACAGAACAAGCAACACGACUUUCGCUGGACUAAAGCAGACGAACCUCACCAUGCUUGAUCUUUCCUAUAAUGGCUUAAAUGCGAUCGGCAAUGAUUCCUUUGCGUGGCUUCCACAUCUAGAAUAUCUCUUCCUGGAGUAUAAUAACAUAGUACAUUUGUCUUCUCGCUCCUUCUAUGGGCUUUUCAACGUGAGAUACCUGAAUUUGAGACGCUCUUUUACUAAACAAAGCAAUUCCCUUGCUUUGUUUCCCAAGAUUGAUGAUUUUGCCUUUCAGUGGCUAACAUGUUUGGAGCAUCUUAACAUGGACGAUAACAACUUUCCAGGCAUAAAAAGCAAUAUGUUCACGGGACUCACACAGCUGCGAUAUUUAAGUCUAUCCAACUCCUUCACCAGUUUGCAAACUUUAACAAAUAAAACAUUUGUAUCACUUGCUCAUUCUCCUUUACUAAUGCUCAACCUAACAAAAAAUAAGAUCUCAAAAAUAGAGAGGGGUGCUUUUUCUUGGUUGGGCCACCUAAAGGUACUUGACCUCGGCAUUAAUGACAUUGGGCAGGAACUCACAGGCCAGGAAUGGAGAGGUCUAGAAAACAUUGUUGAAAUCUACCUUUCCUACAACAAAUACCUGCAACUGACUAGCAGCUCUUUUGCCCUGGUUCCAAGCCUUCAGCAACUGAUGCUCCGAAGGGUGGCCCUUAAAAACCUGGAUAGCUCCCCUUCACCUUUUCGCCCUCUUGCCAAUAUGACCAUCCUCGAUCUAAGCAACAACAACAUAGCCAACAUCAAUGAUGAACUGUUGGAGGGUCUGGACAGACUGGAAAUUCUUGAUUUGCAGCAUAACAACUUAGCCCGGCUCUGGAAACAAGCAAAUCCUGGUGGUCCUGUUAAUUUUCUAAAGGGUCUUUCUCACCUCCACAUCCUUAAUUUAGAGUCUAACGGCUUUGAUGAGAUCCCAGCAGAAGUCUUCAAGGACUUGCUUCAGUUAAAGAGCAUCAAUUUAGGGUUGAAUAAUUUAAACAUACUUCCACCAUCCAUCUUUGACAAUCAGGCAUCUCUAAAGUCGUUGAACCUUCAGAAGAAUCUCAUCACAUCAGUUGAGAAGGAUGUUUUUGGGCCAGCUUUCAGGAACCUGAGUAAUUUAGAUAUGCGCUUUAAUCCGUUUGAUUGCACGUGUGAAAGUAUUGCCUGGUUUGUUACCUGGCUCAAUGCUACCCAUACCAAUAUCUCUGAACUAUCAAGCCAUUACCUCUGCAAUACCCCGCCUCAAUAUCAUGGUUUUCCAGUGAUGCUUUUUGAUAUAUCACCCUGCAAAGACAGUGCCCCCUUCAAACUCCUUUUCAUGAUAAAUACCAGUAUAUUAUUGAGUUUUAUUUUUAUUGUACUGUUCAUCCAUUUUGAAGGCUGGAGGAUAUCCUUCUACUGGAAUGUUUUAGUGCAUCGAGCUCUUGGUUUCAAAGAAAUGGAUAGACAGCCAGAGCAGUUUGACUAUGCGGCGUAUAUAAUUCAUGCCUAUGAAGAUAGGGACUGGGUCUGGGAGAACUUCUCCCCAAUGGAAGAACAAGAUCAAACUCUCAGAUUUUGUCUGGAAGAAAGGGACUUCCAGGCAGGUGUCCUUGAACUUGAAGCAAUUGUUAAUAGCAUCAAAAGGAGCAGAAAAACCAUUUUUGUUGUAACACAACAUCUAUUAAAAGAUCCAUUAUGCAAAAGAUUCAAGGUGCACCAAGCAGUUCAAAAAGCUAUUGAACAAAACCUAGAUUCCAUUAUCUUGAUCUUUCUUGAGGAGAUUCCAGAUUAUAAACUGAACCAUGCACUCUGCUUGCGAAGAGGAAUGUUUAAAUCUCACUGCAUCUUGAACUGGCCAGUUCAGAAAGAACGGAAAAAUGCCUUUCAUCACACGUUGCAAGUAGCACUUGGGUCCAGAAAUUCAGUACAUUAGAUUUAUUUAAAAAUUAAACAAAGGAAUAACUUUCCUAAUUUAAAAAAAGUUUCAUGGUAAAUUUAAGUUUUACUUGGAAACAGUGUAAAUCUGUUUGUUUAUAUUUUAUAGGUGAGAGUAUUAGAUCACAGUUAUCUCUCUUCUAUGGAAAUAUAUCUCCUUAUUUCAGACUUUUUAUAACCAAUUGACUUAAUUUGACCCAAAAGAAACAUAUAGGAAUAUUCCCUAUUAAUGAAUAUACAUAAUUGGUUACUGAGGCCAAUGAAAACUUAAGAAAGUUUAAAAAUAUUCCUCAUUUAAGUAAGGUAAGAGUUAUGUGAGGGUUUGUAAUAGUUAUAUUUGGGUUUUUUAUGUACUCAGAAUAAAAAAUAAUUGUUUUAAUGGGCA
Myotis brandtii (Brandt's bat) is the source of this 3365-nucleotide messenger RNA. RefSeq names its product toll-like receptor 3 (gene TLR3). Bases 261 to 2978 code for a protein of 905 amino acids. Gene Ontology annotation, biological process: inflammatory response; toll-like receptor signaling pathway; immune response. The record is from RefSeq and is a predicted model, not a curated record. Gene Ontology annotation, molecular function: protein binding; transmembrane signaling receptor activity. Gene Ontology annotation, cellular component: membrane. The transcript is spliced from 6 exons. Lineage: Eukaryota; Metazoa; Chordata; Mammalia; Chiroptera; Vespertilionidae.